CUUCCGCCAAAAAUUCAAAACUCCUUCGGCUGUAGUAACGUGAAGUCUUUAAUCAGUUAGCUAGCUAUUUUAUAUACUUUAACUAGUUUAGCGACAAUGGAUCCGUUCGGUGAGGAGCAUACUACAAUGUACUUUUAUGAAAACAGACUGAAAACCUACGUUGGAUGGCCAUUCGAUGAGGAUUGCACUUGCACUCCAGAAAACAUGGCAAAAUCUGGCUUCAUCCAUACCCCGUCCGAGAACAGCCCUGACACGGCCAAGUGCUUCUUCUGCCUCAAAGAGCUGGAGGGCUGGGAACCAGAUGAUGACCCAGAGGAGGAGCACAGAUCACAUUCCUCUAACUGCAACUUCAUUGCUCUGAAGAAAAGUGUAAAUGACCUAACAGUGGAGGAGUUCCUGAAAUUACAGAAAGAGAGGCAAAAGUUUAUCAUUAACAAGACUUGUAACGAGGCUAUCGGCAAGUUUGAGGAGGCGGCAAAACAGAGGAGAGGGGAGAUUAUCAAGACCGCGAUGGAGGAAGAGUGAGGAGAGAGGCAAACGAGGAAGAGUCAAUAAUAUGUUAUAUACUAUAAUUGAUUUCCUCCACUGUUUUGUACAUGUUUUGUAAAAAUGGUUUAUCUGAUGUUUUCUUAUUAAUAUUUUUGUCAUUAAAUAUUUGCUCUCCACCUAAAUAUACAUGCAUUUCGGCA
Messenger RNA from Hypomesus transpacificus, 689 nucleotides. RefSeq names its product baculoviral IAP repeat containing 5a (gene birc5a). The coding region runs from base 97 to 525 and encodes 142 amino acids. The transcript is spliced from 4 exons. The record is from RefSeq and is a predicted model, not a curated record. NCBI's taxonomy places the organism in Eukaryota, Metazoa, Chordata, Actinopteri, Osmeriformes, Osmeridae.